Molecule: messenger RNA, 4561 nt
Organism: Thunnus maccoyii (southern bluefin tuna)
Lineage: Eukaryota; Metazoa; Chordata; Actinopteri; Scombriformes; Scombridae
Gene: rassf5
Product: Ras association domain family member 5
Exons: 6
Coding region: 504-2120 (538 amino acids)
Biological process (GO): signal transduction
Cellular component (GO): nucleus
Source: RefSeq, a predicted model, not a curated record
AAAAGAAAAUCCCAUAUCCUCAUUAUUUUUAUGUUCUAUGUCUCAGUUACUUCUAAGUCCAGUCUAUGGUCUCUCCACAGACUCUUCAUCUGUGAUUGUGGUUUCUGGCUUUCGCCAGUUAUUUUCUGUAGUCUACUUUUAGUAGGCUACAAGUGGUUUCAACGGAUUAUUACUAAAUUUAGAGUAAAUGCCUAGUAGCAAUAGUCAACAAAUCAAAUAACAGUCAGAUGAGUAAUAAGAAAGUUAAAUGUUAUCCAGUGAAGUAGGCUACUUAAUAUUUAGGUAAUGUCAAAUCAAACCUACAGUAUGAACCAGGGAUUAUUGCGCGCUCCUGUCGCUUUAAAAGGGAGCGCGCCCACAGUUUUUAAAGCUGUCAAUCCCCUGCGUCACUACUACACGCUUGUCGCGGGCGAGAGUUGAGUUUACAUUCAGGGCACGGAGUGAGAAACACUAAUACACACUCUAAACAGCCAAACAUACACACAUCUCAGGGGAACAGGACAAUGGCGUCUGCGAGUGUGGUGAGUCCGCAGCUCCUGGUAUUGAAGAAAAUCACCCUGCCGAGGAAGUCAUCCUUGGAGAAGAUGAUGUUCAGGAGAGGCUCGGGGAGCGGCGGAGAGUGCGCAUCGGUCACUGCUCAAGGGGAAUCGAGAACUCAUCCCUUGUCUCCGGGACCAGUGGGAGAAACGGCGGUAAAAGGAGGAAUACCCGGUGAAGGAUGCAGAGCUUCGGCCGCCCCUGCUGCGCCACGUAGCCCGGACCGGCACAGAAAGGAGGGCAGCACGGAUUGCGAAAGGCGCACCACAGGCUGGACACGAACAAGUCAAAGCGGACACAUUACCAGUGACUGCAACAGCAACACUGAGUGCGACUCCAACCACAACACAGGUGGUCGGAGGGGAUCUCUCAUGAGGUCGGGCAUCAAUGUCAUGUCAAGCGCAUCGCUUGCGAAUGGGCACAAAGGAGCGCAAAGGCGCCGGAACUCGGCACACGGGAGACGGGACUCUCGGAGCGGAGACAGCGGACAUCAGAGCAUCUCCUCCUCUCCGUCGACGCAAGAGGAGAGCGGCGGUCUCCCGCUGGAGCGCCUCACACAGGGCAGGACCGGAGUCGUGAGGCUGGCCCGCCACGAACGUCCUCGCCGGGAGGCCUGGUCCAUCUUCCCUCAGGGGGUGGACCCCCGGGUGAGGACAGAGACGGGAGAAGGACACCGGUUCGAGGCCAAGCUCGUUAAGCAGGCUUGGUGUGAUUCCUGUCCUCGUCAGAUCACUGCACAGGCACUCAGGUGUCAAAACUGCAGCUACACCUGUCACCUGGAGUGUGAGAGUCAGGUCCAGGUGGACUGCAACCAGAGGGACAGGAAAGAAACUCCAUCUCCCAGAAGCCAUUGCUCCACAGCUCAUCAGCACAAGACGCAUGAGGCAAAGGAGGAAGAGGAGAGAGGGACAAAAGACCUGUCGGAGGAAGAGGUGCGGACCAGGAUAAAUGCAUAUAACGCUCAAGUCUCUGAGAAUGGCAUGAAACUGGCUUCAGACGGAUCUUACACAGGUUUCAUUAAGGUCCAUCUGAGGCUCAGUCGACCAGUCACAGUCCCCGCUAUAGAGGCGGAGAGCACAGAGGGAGCAUCCAGGCAGACGGGUGGCCGCAACCGAGCACCGUCAGAGGACCACAAAGGGACGGACUGUGGGCAGAGUGAGAAGAGAACAUCCUUCUACCUACCAAGCGACUGUGUUAAGCAGCUCCACAUCAGCUCUGUGACCACAACCAGACAGGUCAUCGAGGGCUUGCUGAAGAAGUUCAUGGUUUUGGACAAUCCCCGCAAAUUUGCAUUGUACAGGCAGACGCACCGAGAUGGGCAGGAUCUCUUCCAGAAGCUUCCUCUGUAUGAGCGACCUCUUCUUCUGAGAUUGAUAGCAGGGCCUGACCCGCAGCAGCUCAGCUUUGUCCUUAAAGAAAAUGAGACUGGAGAGGUGGAGUGGCAUGCAUUCUCUGUCCCUGAGCUACAAAACUUCCUGGUAAUCCUGGAAAAGGAAGAGGCAGAGCGUGUGCGAACAGUGGAGAAUAAAUACUCUGUGUACCGACAGAGGCUACAGCAAGCCCUACAAAAACAUGACCCCUGACCCCCUCACCUGUUACCUUAUGACCUCAACCCAGGGAGAGACUGACCCUUUGAACGCUGACCCCUCAAGACCCCGUGAUCUAUUCAGAGACUGGAGCCGGAGCUGAACUUGUCUCCAAACUCCACAUAUACACAAAAACAUACAUGCACACACAUCCACAGAUGCAUACCCUUUCUCAGGACGCAUACAAGUCCCCCCCAGCCCCCUACCCCCACCCCCACCAUGCAUACAUUGGCUCCCUGAGGAGAGAAUUAGGGGGUUGAAAGCGACGCGAAAGGCUGCAGGGUGUGUGGACUGCUAGCAGGUCUUCAUUGCCAAGGACACACACACAGAAAGAUCUGUAACUCCAGUUUGAGAUCUUAUUUGGGACUGAAAUGAAUCAGUGGUGUUUUUAAAGACUCCCUCUUCUUCUUCUGCUACUGCUGCUGCUACUGCUACUGCAAGUGUUACUUAUGCAUGAGUCUCUCUCAGCUCAUCCCCUCCCCACCUGCACACAGAGUUAGAAUUAAAACAGAAGGCAUGAUUCCCUUUUCAGCAUCUCUUUGGAAUGGACGGACAAUCAUACUGAGUGUUUGUUUUUUUGUUUCUUUCAUUGAAAGUUUUGAACUGAUGUAUAGAAUCUCACAACGAGAUGUAUUAUUUUUGUUGCUGGAAUAUGAGAUGUGUGGAUUUGUGCGAGAGGUGUUUAGAGUGCGGGUUCAAGCACUGUCUUAUCAGUGCUGAUGCUUAAGUAAGAAGAGUUUUGAGUAAGGUGUUAGAACAGAGAGGAAUGCAAGGAUAAGAGAGCGAAAUCCAUUCUCUGAUUUUUCUCAGGGAGCCUGUGUUGAGCAAAGAGAAAAGAAGGAAAGAGAAGCCUCUUCCACCUUAAACCAUCCCAUUUUAGCCCACUUGGUCCAAAAUCUCCACCUGUUGUAUCUGUUUUUAUCAUCUCACAUUCCAACUUUAACAAAAAGGCUGUCAGGUGCUUCGCUGACAGAAAGAUCUUCAAUCAGACCCAGUUACCACCCCUCGCCCUGCUCCUCCAAACAAACAAACACACACAAAACUAACCUCUCCUCAGAUGAUAACUGUGAUUUCAUUGUCAUUUCUCCCUUCUUAAAUCCUGAUCUCACCAACCUUGUAUGAACUCCACCUGCCAAUGAAGCCCUCUGAGUGAGGUGAUCCACAUACCUUUACCGACUUAUCAUUUUCCUUUUACUGUCCUUGAUACAUGGCUUGUAUUUGAGUGUGAGAGGAUUUUUUUUUUUUUACACCAAAGCUCAGAGGGACAGAUCUAUUGAGAGGAUUUUAAAGUGAUGAGAGAUGUUUAUUGAAUUAAAGGUGGUGUAUGUAAAAAAAUGAAACCAGCUUCUGUUUUGCACAUGUAGAUGCAGGUCACUGAACAGCCCACAAUGGGGCUGGGCAUGCAUUUCUAUUUUUCUUUUCUUCUAUCUGCACACCUUCCACCCUCCCCACACCCCAAAAAAACAAACAAAAAAUAUAUGAAAUUCAUGAUAAUGGCUAUGAUGUACCAAUGAUGUGUUUGCAAUGCAUAUGUAUUAUGUAGACACUGGAAAAAGAGUAACAAGGUUUAACUUUGUUGUUGUUACGAUGAAUAUCAAUAUUCUUAUUCUUUUGGUAUCAUUCCUUCUGGUUGGUGUGUGUGUGUGUGUGCUCAUCUAGGGCAGUGAGGAUAAUGUGAAUAGUGUUUUAUAUAAUGAGUGUCUGUGUGUUAUCAGCGCUCCCUCAUUUGGCCUCACUUAUUAAGUAUUAAAACAUGCAUUGAUAUGCACAUGUAAUAUACUACAUUACAACUGCAAAUUAGGUUGUUGGAUAAAAAAAAAAAAUAUUCGGCAUGCACGUAUCAUCAAAUUAAUGCAUUUAACCAAAGCAUUUAAACAACUUUCACAUACUCAUAUGUUCCGUCAUUUAUUUCGUAGAAAAACUGAUAAAUGAGGCCAAUUGUCCAUAAGCACAUGCUUCUCAGUCAACCCAAAACGUGCUCAUUUUUUUAGCACCACCACCCAAAGCCCAAGCUGUUCCUGCUGGCAGUGCCUUUUGUUUCAUGUGCCCCUGUGUACCUAUGUACAGAGUGUUUCUGCACACAGGUGCCUGAGUGUAUGUAUGGGUGCUUUUGCAUGUGUGCAAAUUUGUGUUCGUUGGGUGGUGUUGUACAUGUCAUUUUUCUUUCUGCCCCUUACCCUUAACACUCAUUUGUCUUUCCAGCCUACCCUACAUGUAUGUGCGUAUGUGUGUGUGUGUGUGUGUGUGUGUGUGUGUGUGUGUGGUGUAUGCCGUCUGCGUGUUAUUUAUUUCAUGGUUCACACCAUCCACAUGUCAAAGGAUGUUGAGACUUAAUGCUUUUUUGCAAUUUAUUUUGUUUUAUUUGAAGAAGUGUGUAUAAAUAUAUCAGUAGAACUGUACAGAAUAUCAAAAUGAAAUAAAAAGAUCAUCCCUUUAUG